This is a messenger RNA of Trichomonas vaginalis G3, 3183 nucleotides long. RefSeq names its product antigen BSP-related family. NCBI's taxonomy places the organism in Eukaryota, Parabasalia, Trichomonadida, Trichomonadidae. The record is from RefSeq and is a predicted model, not a curated record. The transcript has a single exon. The coding region runs from base 1 to 3183 and encodes 1060 amino acids.
AUGCUCAAUCAUCUUACAUUUCAAGUAUUAUUACACUCUAAAGCCAAACUAAUCGCAGAACCUGCAUAUGAAGAUGACGGCAAAACUCUUAUUAUAUCAUCUAAAGAUGAUUUCAAAGAUGAAAAUUUACUACCUAUAGUAACAAGCAAAAACAUUGAAAAAUUAGUGAUCAAAGGAACAGAAAUUACAGGGUUAACAAUUCUUUCUGCUUUUAGUUACAUUCAAAAUUAUGAUUUUUCAGAAACUUCGAUUUCAGAGAUUCCGCCAUAUUGUUUUAAAGACUUAAAAAACAUCAAAACUAUAACGCUUCCAAACCAAGGGAUAAAUAUUGGAUCCUUCGCUUUUGCAAAUUCAUCAAUUGUUUCUGUUAUUGGUUCUCAAGUUCUUACAAUUGAUACAUAUGCGUUUUAUGGAUGCUCAGACCUUACAGCUAUUGAUUUGUCAAAAACUGAUAUGGUAACGGAUUUUGCAUUUACAAAUUCAAGUAUAACUGAAGCUCACUUAAAUAAUGCUGCUGAUUUUUCAUAUUCGUUCUACAAAUGCGAUAAAUUGACUACCCUUACCUUCCAAAAUCCACCUGCUGUAAAAGAUCAACUAGAUUUCACCAAAAUUACGUCAAUAACAUUAGCAGGUGCUGAUGAGGGGUUUUAUAUGCCUGAACUAGUUGAGUUAACAAUUAGUGGCUCUGUUUGUAAUAUAUAUAAUCCAUUACCUAAAUUAGAAAGCGUCACUUUUACAGAUAACCAGAUUUAUUCGAUUUAUCUUAUUAAUCAACCCUUAUUACAAACAAUCAUAUUACCUCAAAUGCAAGACGCAACUUUAACAGUUAGUUUUGAAAAUAAUCCUAAAUUAACUCGAGUUGACAACAGCCAAUUCAUUCAAACUAGAAUUCAAUCCUAUACACUUUUUGCAGGCUGUUGUGCCAUUAAAACUAUUGAUUUAACAAAUGUUGAAUCUUUUGAACGUGAUGAUUUUCGGAAUUGUUACAAUUUGGAAACAAUUACCGGUCUCACUGAUAUAUCUACUAAUGGCAAAUUCUCGGUGCAUUCAAUGUUCCGAAAUUGCUGGAAAUUAAAAAUUUCAACUAUUUCUUCUGAAUAUUAUAAUGAUGAUGGAAUGCCGAUUUCUACUUUUACCUACUGCGGAAUUACAGAUAUAACAAUUUCAAUUACAUCUUCAUUUAAUUCAAAUUUUUAUUUCUUUGGAUGCAAAAAUUUGAAAACAGUUAAAUAUAAUAAUAUAUACACCAUCCCAAAAUAUGCAUUCAGAGAUUGUAUCAAUCUAGAACAAGUUACGUUCUCGGAUAGUGCAUAUUACGUUGAUAAUUUUGCAUUUGAAAACACUAAACUGUCAACAUUUGACCUUAAAAAUAUCGAAAGUAUUGGGUAUUUUGCUUUCUCUAACUGCAAAAUUGAAGAAUUGACAAUACGAAAAGAUAUCCAACCACUACCUGAAUUAUAUUCAAUGGAAUUUGAUCUAGAUAGAAACAAAGAUUACUAUAAUUUUAAUUUUGAGAUGAUGAUAAAUUACGAAAGAUUGAAUGAUGGUAAUGAUUAUCCAAAUGAUCAUAUGCAUUACUAUGUCACUCCUUUCUGGAAUUGCAAGAAGUUGAGAAAGAUAACAUUAGGAAGCGAAGUUACAUCAUUUUCACUUAAAUAUUUCCCUAAUUCAACAAUCACGGAAAUAGUGUUAGACAAUAAUAAUAAUUUUGCAGUUGAAAAUGGUAUAUUAUAUGAUACAACAAAAACAAUUAUUUAUGCAUAUUUCAAUACACAAUCAACAGAUUUUACUGUACCAGAUACUGUUGAAACAAUUUCUCCGUUUGCUUUAGCUUACAGUUCAUAUGAAACUAUAACGAUGCCAAAACAAAUCAACAUUAUCAAUGGUCUUUUUGCUUUCUGUCAUAAGCUGAAAGAAGUAACAAUUCAAGCUAAAAUUAACAGAUUAGGAGAUGAUACUUUCUCACAUUGUUACAAUCUUGAAACAAUUAAUUUUGCAGGAGGAUCAUCAUUGAUUUCUAUUGGUCAUGACUGUUUCAUUUGCUGCUACAAAUUAUCUAGUUUACCAUCAUUGGAAAAUGUUAAAUAUCUUGGAGAUUAUUCAUUUGCAUACUGUACUUCAUUAACAUCAAUCAGUAUUCCUAAAGUUAAUACCAUUCCUUCAUUUUGUUUCUGGCAUUCCAACAUUGUACAAUUUACUUUCUCUGAUUCACUCUCAGCAAUAAACAUAAGUGCUUUUAACACAACAAAAAUAAAGAGUUUCAGUUGCCCUGAGACUUUAGUCUUCAUUAAUGAAGAUGCAUUUGCAAACUGCAAUAAUUUAGAAUCAUUCACAUAUAAUAACAAAGUAUCAUCAAUUCUCCGAGGAACAUUCUUCAAUACAUCAUUAACUAAAAUCAAAAUUCCAAAUACAAUAACAUAUAUAAAUCCGAUGGCAUUCAAUCAAUCAUAUCAUAUCAAUUUUGAAUUUGAAGAAGGCGGCCAUCCUCUUUUCACCGUUGACAACAAUUGUUUCAUUGAGAAGCACACAGGAUUACUAUUAUUUACAUAUGGAAAAGUAUACGGCGCAUUCAAAUUAUCAAGCAAAGUUACUCGUUUCAAUAUGCACUCUAUACACUCAGAAAGAGUCACAAAGAAUGAAAAAUUUAUUAUCAAACAAGGAAUUACUACUUUAAUCAUCCCUGAAUCGGUCAGAGACAAAUACGAAUAUCAAUUAUUAUCUUUUGAAGACAUAGUCCAAACUGAAGUAAAUAAAUGGGCAUCGACCCCUCAGAACCUUUGUUUCGAGGGUGAUAUUAUUCCCCAAUUGGGAACUUAUGAAUCUCCCUUUGAAGUUAAUUAUUAUCAAGGGGAAAAAUCUGUCGGGAAUAGUAAUCAAGGGAUUAAAUAUGGUUGUAAGUUAGAGCAGGAUUCUCUAAUGAGAGCAAACGUUUUUAAAGCCGCCAAUGAUAAUUAUCCAAAGACAUAUAGAUUAGGCAAUGAUAUUUAUUCUAAUGGAAAUGUUGAUGGUAUAGGUAAUAAUGGAAUGUAUGAUGAAUGGCAUGUUCCAAAUAUACAGAAGUCUUAUAAUAUAACAUUCACUCCACAAACUCUGAAUAAGAAUUUAGAGCUUGCUCUAUUUGUAUUUGUUAUGGUAUUAACUAUUAUAAUCGCAAUUCUUUCUAUUAUAUUAACUAAAUUUUAA